This is a messenger RNA of Sebastes umbrosus (honeycomb rockfish), 1289 nucleotides long. RefSeq lists its product as uncharacterized. The record is from RefSeq and is a predicted model, not a curated record. Bases 68 to 814 code for a protein of 248 amino acids. NCBI's taxonomy places the organism in Eukaryota, Metazoa, Chordata, Actinopteri, Perciformes, Sebastidae. The transcript is spliced from 2 exons.
GAACCACUAGGAGCUCAUUGCUACUAGUUCAGACCUGAUCUUUGACCCACAGAUUUUCGGCCCCGGCAUGUCGCUGUCCAAAGACAAAAUGAAGGUUUUCUACAGUAGUUGGCUGGGGCAAUGUUCUGCCACUCUUCUAAUCCGUAGUACCCAGAUGUUUCCUAUCUUUCAGGGGUGGGUGGUCAGUCUUUCCCAAGACUCUGACUGGACUGUUGGCCUCUGUGACAAAGAGUCUGCAAAGAACUUUGAGAAGAAGGAUGCACUUGUCUAUGGUCUGUGCUGCGAAGGUAACCAGCUCAGCUCUCUCACGACAGAGUAUGAUGAUUGUUGUGAUGCCUCAGUCAGUUCAAAAGGUCUUGUUGGGCAGCCGAAAAAUGUCACGACCACGAAAGAGAAACAACGCAGGGUUUCCUCUGCAUUAAUAACACAUCGGGGCCAAAACGGAGAUGAGGCCGCACCACGACCCGGAGUGGUGGAGGUGAUUUGGAACUUUGGCGCUUCCUCGCUGUCCUUCUUCAGCAGAACCGGACGGCACCAGAGGGACGAAAUAAUCACAAUUAAUAUGAGCCUCAACAACAGGGACCUGGCCCCCUUUGUUCGAAUAGCAAAGAAAAAUGCCCAAAAUCUCCCCAAGCAGCAGUGGCAGUGCCCCUGUGGGAAGGUUUACAACUACAACAGCAGCAGUGGAUACAGCACUGAAUACAGCAGGGAAAAAAACUUUAAAAGGCACAGCUACUCUCAAGUGGUUAAUUGUUUCUGUGGAGCCAUUAUUGGUGAAAUAUGCACCACAGAGGUAGUUUGUGAACUUGAGUAAUGGGUGGGACACCGCUGAUCAUUGCUAAUCAUUAUAAAAAGCUAAGAAGUGCAUAGCUACAAAUAAUGGCAGUAAUGACAUAUUUUGCUUAUCAUUGGAGGAGUAUAUUACUCAUUUAGUGUUAUGUUGCUGACAAUAUAUAAUGCUUUAGUGCAAAUAUCAAUAAUGAGCCAAUAGGAUUCUUUUUAGUGUUUAAAAUACACUUCAUAUACUAUAAUAAAAUGUCACAUAUUCAGCUUUCACUGUUUGUUUUGGGAGUUACUUCUAAUGUACCAUGAUCAUUUUGUUUUAACGUCUACUUUUUCUGCCUGCUGGUGUAAGGUGUUUGUCUCCAUCUACUGGUGGUGAAUGCAUCAUUGUUCUCACAUAGUGCAGUUAUCUUUCAGUCAGAAUGGAAACAAGGAAUUUGUGUCUUUUGUGUCGUACAUUGAUUUUGAAUGAUCCGAUCAAUAAUAAAAGCAGUCAAAUUUUAAGA